Molecule: messenger RNA, 1980 nt
Organism: Darwinula stevensoni
Lineage: Eukaryota; Metazoa; Arthropoda; Ostracoda; Podocopida; Darwinulidae
Source: the annotation of a GenBank genome assembly
CCACGACCCAGGCUGUCACCGAUGGUGGCAUGACGACAUGGGAAGAACAAUACCUGCUCUCUUAAAGAAGUGUAUUGGAAUGUUGCAGACGUUCUUUAGGACGGAUAUUAGCUGAAUAUUGGAAAGAUUAUUGUGGGGCACGGAAGAAGAGGUUCAAAUAUCGAUAUUCAUUUUGGUACUCAUCCCCAGUUACUGUUAAUUGCAAAAUUGCCGUUUGCCCUCGCUCAACUUCAGUAUCGAAACAUCCGCGGAUGAAAAUAUUAAUUUCGUAUACAGUGUUGUUCCAUUCACUUGCAGCUGGCGACUUCAGUGGAACUCUGGACAAUUAAUUUUGCAUUUGAAACACGAUUAAUGCUAUUUUAGCCAUGGCAUUCCAUAAGCAGUUCAGGCUCUAACCCUAAAUAGACGACAAAACGCAAAACUGAAUUUCAUCAUGUGAAGAACUCGUCACCUCCAUGAAAUGUUGACACCCCGCACACGAAAUAACGAACGACUUAAGGUUUUCUCUCAGGCAUUGCGCGACCAUAGAAGCUGUCGGGAAUGGAAGCGUGCGGGGCCGUCGGGAAGCGGAUCGCCAUGGCCAUCCCCGUCCUGUUGGGCGUCGCCAUCUACCUCCACAAGGAGGACCCUUCGUACUUGGCCGUCCUCUAUCGCAUCCCCGGCAUGGGGCAACUCGCCAGGUUCUGGGCAGGGGGCGAAGAGAUGUGGGAGAAGUCGCCGGAGGGGCCGCCGCGGGCUGGACGGGGGCGGCAGUGGGCGGAUGGAGAGCGCGGGGACGGCUCCCUCAGAGAUCUCCUGUUCGCCCCGGAGGAGCUGGCGAAGUACAACGGAAGGAAGAAGAGGGAGCUCUAUCUGGCCAUUCUCGGACGGGUUUAUGACGUCUCUUCCGCCCGCAAUUAUUAUGGCAAAGGCGGCUUCUACGAGCCCUUCACUGGGCGUGACGCGUCCCGGGCGUUCCUGACCGGAGACUUCUCCGACGGCGGCCUCACGGACGAGGUGUCCGGCCUCACGGACGAAGACUACCGGGCUCUCGACGAGCAGGCCGACUUCUACGACAGCAAAUAUAAAUACGUCGGAAAGGUGAUGGGCAGGUACUUCGACGAGAGGGGGAAGAUGACUGCUUACGGGAAGCAGGUGGAGCGGUGGAUUCGAGAGGCGAAAGCAGCGGAGGAGCUGCAGGACGCGCGAGCCUUCCCCCCGUGUCACUCCGAGUGGAAGCAGGGGCAGCCGCCCCGGGUAUGGUGCGACCGGAGGAGGUAUCAUUUAGCUUUCAGAUGCUUUCCACGUUCAAUGUUGGCUCGUGCCGAUGCUUUUGAGGGGAACUCGGAAUACUGGAAUUCAGGCACCUUACCUUCUUUUUUUUUCAAUGCAUGGUUGUGACCAUUCUGAGGAAGUCCCCACUUGCAGGUGACAUGGUUCAUCCCGGAACGUAUACCUUUUCAGUGAACGGCCAAUCGCCAUGAGUCGAAGCACAGCAGUUUCGUCGGUGACAGCGUCAAACCUAUUCAGGAACGACGGAAAUUGUUUCAUGAUUUCCAUUCAAUUGUUCUCACAUUUUUCAUUUUUCUCUCUAAAUACUAUUUCCCCUACAGACCUCCCGCUGAACCUUUGUGUCAUUAUUUUUACACGAUGAAAGAAAGUUCCCGCACUACCUCACUAAUUAUUCACUAGACACUUUCCUAGAAUGAUUCCAUUUCUCAUAUAAUAUCUUUGGUAUAUUUGACUGGAUGACUUGCGACGUUCCACGAUCGAGGUCACUCGUCUUUUGCAGUUAAAAAGCCUAAAAAGUUUCGCAUGGACUCCCUCACAAAAACAUUGAACCGAAAUACUCAUUUCACAGCGGAGGCAUCGUUCGAGACUGGGCGGGAGUCCCACGGAAGGUGGACACGCCCGGAGGAGGCACGCGAUGCGUGUGCGUGAGGAACACCGGGACGCCCACCCACCGAUACGCCGGCGCGGACGACCGCGGCGACCUGGAGA